UUCUUCUAGUUUUUAGUGCAGUUCUGUUUAUGUUGCAUCCAGUCAUCAAGCUGACAUUUUCUGCAAAAAGCGAAAAGAGACGAAUUGUCUUAAUAUAUUGCUAUGAUAUGAUCUUAUGAGACUUUUGGUGUAAUUGAAACGCACAAAACAGCCUUAUUCCAGUAAAAUACAAGUGAGUUAUUUAAACUUUGUAUAAAAAUGAACUUGAUCCUAACAAAAUCUGUGAAACCUAUAGGCUUUUUAUUCCUUUAUAACUCAAAAUUCUAUAGGAAUGGUUUAAUCCAAAUUAACAGAUAUGCAGUUAAUUAAUCAGGAUAUCGAAAAUGGAAUGACUAUAGAAACUGCUGCCAAAAAGCAUACAAUUGCCAAAACAACCUUGUGGAGGCACUAUAAAAGACACCAAAUGUCUAACCAACAGCAACAACAACAACAACAACAAAAUUGUGUUUACGUUAAAAGCCUUGUAAGCAACAGUAACCAAAACAAACAAAUAUUUACUGAUGAGGAGGAAAUCUUUCUGGCGGAAUAUAUCAAAACAUUAGCAAAAUUACAAUAUGAACUGGAUGGAAAUGAUAUACGAAAAUUUGUGUUUCUUAUUGCACAGAAAAAUAAUAAAAUAAUGCCUAAAACUUGGUUAGAACAUGAAUUGGCGGAUACGGAAUGGUUGAGAGACUUCGUUAAACGACACCCCACUACACCAACUUUGGUAAAAACAAAUGACAAAAUAAUGUCUUUAUCUACUACAACUAAUUAUCAACCAAAAAUGGAUUUUAAUGUUAUACCUAAUAAUUUAAACGACUCUAUAUCUCUAUAUCUUUUUACGCAAAUUUAUCAUCUAAUGAAAGUGACAAAUGCUGUUACAGAAAAAACUGCAAACGAAAAUAAGUAGUUAAUCUAGAGGAAGAAAAGUCCAUUUUAUGGAGGAGUUGGAACAAAAUACCAGAAAGUCUUUAGGAAUUAGACAAGCGUUUAGAAAAACUUCAGUUUCGCCAGAGACAAGUACAAAAUUUAAACUGCCCGAGGCUAAAUCAGUUACUACUAGUAGUCAGUCAUCAGAAAUGUACAUUUUUGAAAAGAAAAUAAAGUAUCUGCAUAUAAAAAAUAUUGUAAAAAAGAAAUCUUAAAAUGUAAUAGAAAGGAGUAGUGUAAACAUU
Lucilia sericata (common green bottle fly) is the source of this 1154-nucleotide messenger RNA. RefSeq lists its product as uncharacterized. The record is from RefSeq and is a predicted model, not a curated record. Bases 296 to 889 code for a protein of 197 amino acids. Gene Ontology annotation, molecular function: DNA binding. NCBI's taxonomy places the organism in Eukaryota, Metazoa, Arthropoda, Insecta, Diptera, Calliphoridae. The transcript has 2 exons.